Pestalotiopsis fici W106-1 is the source of this 1083-nucleotide messenger RNA. RefSeq lists its product as uncharacterized. The coding region runs from base 1 to 1083 and encodes 360 amino acids. The transcript has 3 exons. Gene Ontology annotation, molecular function: 2-dehydropantoate 2-reductase activity. The record is from RefSeq and is a predicted model, not a curated record. Gene Ontology annotation, biological process: pantothenate biosynthetic process. Gene Ontology annotation, cellular component: cytoplasm. NCBI's taxonomy places the organism in Eukaryota, Fungi, Ascomycota, Sordariomycetes, Amphisphaeriales, Sporocadaceae.
AUGAGUUCAAGCACUUCGCAAAAACCGAGCCAUAUCCUCUUCGUCGGCGCAGGCGCGGUCGGGUGUUUCUACGCUUCCCGUCUUCAUCAUCCGUCUCAUAAUGUUUAUACUUCACUCACAGCGAGGUCAAAUUACUCUGUCAUAGAAUCCUCGGGGGUGACUCUUCAGACGCAUACCUUUGGCGACUACACAUUUAAGCCUCAUGCCGUCUUUCGGUCCGUACAAGCCGCGGUGCCGAAUACGCAAGGCACAUCCAAGGCACCUCAGGACGGGUGGGACUACAUCAUUGUAACAACAAAGGCAUUGCCAGAUCAUUCCGAUGACUCUGAGCUCAUUGCACCAAUUGUGUCGCCGAACUCAUGCAUAGUGCUCAUUCAGAAUGGUGUCGGCGUCGAAGAACCCUACCGCAAACGCUUCCCGCGGAAUCCCAUCAUCACCGCUGUGACCAUUGUCAGUGCCGAGCAGAUUAAGCAGGGGACCAUUAGGCAGAACAGAUGGACUAGGAUCAGCCUGGGCCCAUAUGGAAACGGCCUUCAAGGAGAAACUAGCACGAGCCCCGAGUCGAGGCAGCUGGUUGAGCUGGGUCACGCUCGCAUGACCCAGCUUUCCAAGUGGUGGACGGAACUGGGCGGCAUCAAGGACGUUGAGACGCACACAGAAAUCGAGCUUCAGACGAUUCGCUGGCAUAAACUGUGUAUCAAUGCCGCCUUCAAUCCUACCGCCGUGGUAUCAGGAGGCCGGGGUAAUGCAGACCAACUCAAGGAUCCCGAGUUGAGACAGCAUAUUCUCGGCGUCAUGAACGAAAUCAGGGAUGCUGCUCCCAAAGUCCUCGGGAAGCCAUUUUCGGACGACCUGGCCACGCCCGAGAAGAUUAUUCGAAGCACUGAGCGGAAUACGGGUGCAAAGCCAAGCAUGCUCCUCGACUGGGAGGCUGGUCGGCCCAUGGAGCUCGAGGUCAUUUUGGGCAAUCCGGUACGUAUCGCGAGGAAGGCAGGCGUGGAAAUGCCUAGGCUCCAGAGUCUCUACGCCCUCCUGAAGAGCAUGCAGCAGGUCAGAGACGGUGCAAAGAAAGCAAAGCUGUAG